AGAUCGUCAGUUCUGAACGGGACCCUGAGAGAAACAGUCAUGCACCGCACGAUGGCAGUGACAGCGGUGCUGGUGCUAUGUGUGGCGGGCGCCGCUCACGCGUGGGGGGGACUGUUCAACCGGUUCAGCUCCGACAUGCUCGCCAACCUGGGGUACGGUCGGUCUCCGUACCGCCACUACCCUUACGGACAGGAACCCGAAGAGAUAUACGCUGAAGCUUUGGAAGGGAACCGCAUCGAUGACGUGAUAGACGAACCGGCUCACUGCUACAGCGCGCCUUGCACUACCAACGGGGAUUGUUGCCGUGGCCUGCUGUGCUUGGAUACCGAGGACGGAGGCCGCUGCCUGCCCGCCUUCGCUGGCAGGAAACUUGGCGAGAUCUGCAACCGAGAGAACCAAUGUGAUGCUGGACUGGUCUGCGAAGAGGUUGUGCCUGGAGAGAUGCACGUGUGCCGUCCCCCCUCCGCCGGCCGCAAGCAAUACAACGAGGACUGCAACUCCUCAAGCGAGUGUGACGUCACCAGGGGCCUCUGCUGCAUCAUGCAGCGCCGCCACCGCCAGAAGCCUAGGAAGAGCUGCGGAUACUUCAAGGAACCCCUUGUAUGCAUCGGUCCAGUAGCCACAGACCAAAUCCGUGAGUUUGUCCAACACACCGCCGGAGAGAAACGCAUCGGCGUGUACAGACUCCACUAAUUUCUCGGCGUUACGCGUCGCGUACAAUGGUAUACGAUAUAACGCGUAAUUUCGAGCAAACUGAGUUAUUUUGUACGCGUUUGCUUUGUGAUGGCUGGAGAUUCUUAUAUUUAUUUUUAGGCUUUUUAAAAUAUAUUUUUAUGGAUAAAUGAAAGAUUAAAACGUAUACCAUUUUACGCAACGUAAGAUAAAUAAAAAGUCAUUUUUACUAAUAAAAGGGUAUUAAUACAGAAACUCUAUGAUUUGCAAUUUGGAGUUUAGGUUUUCCCUAAUUUAAUUUUCAAGGUUUUUAUUAGUAAAAAAGAUUGAAAAACUUUUACGAGGCUCUCCAUUGAUACCAUCUAGCUCUCGUGAAAUUUUAUGUCAUUCUUAUUGUCAACAGCACAUUUUGUGAUUACGGUCGUAAAAAUAAAUCAGUUUUUUAUUUAAUUUUCCUGUUUUUAAUCUUUCGUCAAUUGUUUUAUCACUGAGUAAUUCAAUUGUUUUUUUUUUGUUUUCUUUUAGUGAGCGUAAUUACAAAACGAUAAAUGGAGAUAUAAAAAAAUAUGAAAUUUCGCUUCGGAAAACGGUCAAACGAUAUGCUACAUUUUAUUUGUAUAAAAGAUGCUUUGAAAAAAUAUGAAAAAACAAAUGAUAGGCAAAGCUGAGACAUAUCAUUUUUUUUUAGUUUUUAAUUUUAAUCGUGUAGACUUAGAAUAUGAAGAAAUUAAUGUUUCAAAAUUAAAAUACUUAUGAAUGUUACUUAAAAAAUAGUGUUUACGGUGACAAUUGUCACGUCUUAUUAUUAAAAAACAAUUUUAAAGUGUUUAAUCUCUAAAUAUUAUGAUUAGAUUUAAAAAUAAAGUUAAUUAUUAAGUCUUCAAUGAAACAAAUACAUAUCUUACUGGCUGAGGCAUUUAAAUUAGGGAUCGAUGUUAAACUUAAUGAAAAAAAAAACUAUUUCUAAACAUAUCAUGUACGCUAGUCCUAAGAUAAGGUUAUCCUAAGAUAUAUUUUUUAAUUUCUCGCUUAAAUUUUAGUGAAACUCUCAAACUAUGCUAGGUGCCUAGGAGAUACAUAUCAAUGAAAAAAAAAAAGUUUUUUUUUUAUUAUUAAAAAAAAUCUAAUUGUUAUAUCACAUUUUUAACGUAUAUUCACUGUUUUUCAAAAUCCGUUGAUGUUUAUCAGAAAUAAAAUAUAUUGAAUAUUAAAAAAAAUAUUAUAGCCUAAAUACUGUGAUGUGUACCUAUUUUCUGAAACUAUAUAAAAGAUACGUCGAGAUAUUUUUUCGCCCUACAUGAUGAGUUAAAGAUAUAAAAUAUCUUCUGAAAUGUUUUGCGUUCAGGCCUAAAUGUUUCUAGUACCGUUGUUAUAGAUACCAUAAAUAAGACUACAUUAUAUGUACCUUGUGUAUUAAUAUGUGUUAACAUUAUAUAAAUUAUGUCAGCAA
Molecule: messenger RNA, 2122 nt
Organism: Helicoverpa zea (corn earworm)
Lineage: Eukaryota; Metazoa; Arthropoda; Insecta; Lepidoptera; Noctuidae
Gene: itg
Product: ITG-like peptide
Exons: 6
Coding region: 40-693 (217 amino acids)
Source: RefSeq, a predicted model, not a curated record